AUGGAUCAAUCCCCUCGUCCUCCAUGGGUAGUUGCUUCACAAGGGAGAGGGCGUGAUCGAGGAGACAGAUUAACCUGGAAGCUUGUGGCUGCCGUCGUGGCACUGGCGAUCGAGGGUGACAGCAGAGCGGCUUUUGUCGGACCGUCUCUUCUUCCCGCCAUCAUGCUGAUGCGGUACCGCCUGAUCUUGUGCUCUGCCCUCGUCUCGCUCCACGCCUUCCCCGGAGGUGCUCUUAAUGCCACCACCCUGCGCCCGCCUGCGGUGUGGACAAACAAUGAUUCCAGCCUCAAUCGUUCAAGCAGUCCUGGCUCCCUCGUCCGGGUCGUACUCUCCCUACCCAUAUCAGACAUCCCUCAUGAUUACCUGGGCUCAGGCGGUCCGCCUGCGCGGCCCGCUAACAGAGUUCGCCCGGUGGGCGAGAACGCCACCCUCCAUUUCUCCCAGGACGUCGGAUUGUCCCUCAGAGACGCGGAUGGUACUCUGGUCUGGUCCUCUAACACUGCAGGCAAGUCAGUAGUGGGGAUGAGGUUGAGCAAGGAGGGAAGGCUGGAGCUGUUCGACGGCAGUAAUGCGUCAACCUGGGAUUCUUUUGAUUACCCGACCGACUCAUGGCUUCCUGGUCAGACUCUGAAGGAGGGGCAGAGGCUGACUGCAAAUGUUUCGGCUACGGAUUGGAAUCGAGGUCAGUUUUAUCUUAGUGUUGUUAGUGGAGGGUUGGAAGCUUAUGUAGAUUCGUAUCCUCCUCAACUUUACUAUCAACACAAGAAUAGUUCGUGGAGUGCGCCUACUCACAUAACCUUCACCGACGGAAGCCUCAUCAUGUCCUCAGAUUCUACGGACAUCAACGGAAGCCUCAUCGACUUAAUCGUGACCACGGGAGUAUCGUCAUUGCAGUUCAUCAGAUUAGAUUCUGAUGGGCAUCUAAGGCAUUACGGGUGGGACACAGAUGGGUGGGCGUCGUUUGAUGUCUUCUUAAAAUCUGACCCUCGGUUCGGAUCCUCUCAGCGAGACGAUUGCACCUACCCAACUGUUUGUGGAGAGUAUGGCUUAUGCUCUAAUGGCGACUGCACCUGUCCAAAUUUCACCUAUUUUAGGCAACUGGAUGAAAGGCGCGUCAAUCUUGGUUGCUAUCCUGUUACUCCUUUAUCAUGUCAGUCCACUAAUAAUCAUCAGUUGCUACCUCUAGCUAAUGUUUCCUACUUCAUUUACAACGAUUUGACUGCUGGAAGUUUUACAAGCACGGAUGAGCAGCAAUGCAAGCAGGGCUGUCUGAGAAAUUGUUCAUGUAAAGCUGUGUUUUUUAAGUUUACAAAUGAUAGUUCAAAUGGUUCCUGCUAUCUGCCAUCACGGCUUUAUUCAUUGUCCUACAACGAUCCUCAAAUCAGCGGGUACAAUUCAUCAGCUUAUAUCAAGGUGCAAAUUCAAAAGAAGGUGCAAAUUCCAAAUAAAAGAACAGGGUUCGAGGAGCAAAUUCAAAAGAAAAGAACAAGGUUGGCGAUCAUAUUGGGAGUCACGCUUGCAGGUUUAUUUGCUGCAGCUAUUGUAAUAGGCUGCAUAGUCUUAACAAUCAAGAGAAAAAUAACUUCAGAGGCAGAGAAGGAAGAUAACUUUGAAUUGACAUCAUAUCUACCAACAAUAUUUUCUUUUGAGGAUCUGAAAGCGGCUACUGAAAACUUCAGCCGAGAGCUUGGAAAAGGUGGAUUUGGGUCUGUUUUUGAAGGGACACUGGGUGGCCAGAGAGUUGCGGUGAAGAGAUUGGAGGGUGUAGGCCAAGGGGCAAAAGAGUUCUUGGCUGAGGUCAAGACCAUUGGAAAUGUUCACCACAUCAAUCUGGUAAGGCUAAUAGGUUUCUGUUCAGAGAAGUCUCAUAGACUCUUAGUUUAUGAGUAUAUGUUCAAUGGAUCAUUGGAUAAGUGGAUAUUCUACAAAAAUGGAGACGACCCUCUCGACUGGCAGACACGAGUCGAAAUUAUAACCGAUGUUGCCAAGGGAUUGUCCUAUCUCCAUGAAGACUGCAGGCAGCGAAUUGCUCAUCUAGAUAUCAAGCCACAAAAUAUACUCUUAGAUGAAGGGUUUCAUGCAAAGAUAUCAGACUUUGGGUUAUCUAAGCUAAUUGAGAGGGACCAGAGCCACGCAUGGACUACCAUGAGAGGAACCAGAGGCUAUCUAGCUCCUGAAUGGUUGACUUCAAAAAUUACGGAGAAGGCAGAUGUCUAUAGCUUCGGUGUUGUGGUCAUGGAAAUUGUUUGUGGAAGAAAGAAUUUGGAUUAUUCUCAGCCUGAAGAAUGUAUCCACUUGAUCAGUCUGUUGCGAGAAAAGGUUAGACAAAACCGACUCUUAGAUAUCGUUGAUUAUCGCAACAACAAUAUGCAAUUGCAUACAUAUGAAAUUGUUGAGAUGAUAAGACUUGCAAUGUGGUGCUUGCAAAAUGACAGCGCUAGAAGGCCCUCUAUGACAGUAGUAUUGAAGGUUCUAGAAGGUUCCAUCAAGGUGGAAACCGAUAUUGAGGACAGAUUUACUGAUCCCACUCCACAAAUAGCAGAAAAUAUAGAUGGCUUGUGUGCUUCAGCUUCACAAUCAGCAUCAAUUUUAUCUGGAGGACGAUGAAUAUAUCGAUUUAAACGUAAGGUAAUCAUAUGUAUUUGUCUCGCUCUUUAUCUUUCUGUAGUCUAGGAAGGUAUUUGUUGUAUACUUUUGUUCUGUUGUCCCGUAUGUAUGUUUCGACCUCGUUACACUGCAUUAUACCAAGGCCAAAGAGAUUGGUCAUUGGAUAUUAUUCUCUGUACGGGAAUGAGGUUGUUUAGACUGCAA
This is a messenger RNA of Asparagus officinalis (garden asparagus), 2811 nucleotides long. Its product is annotated as G-type lectin S-receptor-like serine/threonine-protein kinase SD2-5. Bases 1 to 2607 code for a protein of 868 amino acids. The record is from RefSeq and is a predicted model, not a curated record. NCBI's taxonomy places the organism in Eukaryota, Viridiplantae, Streptophyta, Magnoliopsida, Asparagales, Asparagaceae. Gene Ontology annotation, molecular function: ATP binding; protein serine/threonine kinase activity. The transcript has 3 exons. Gene Ontology annotation, biological process: protein phosphorylation.